Molecule: messenger RNA, 492 nt
Organism: Meleagris gallopavo (turkey)
Lineage: Eukaryota; Metazoa; Chordata; Aves; Galliformes; Phasianidae
Source: RefSeq, a predicted model, not a curated record
AUUAUAUUUUGGAUUUGCACACACACACACAAACAAACAACAACAACAAAAAAAGCCAAACCACCACCACCAAACCGACCCAAAAGCCCUCCGCACGCCCUCCCGGUUUGCACCGUGUGGAUGCGGCCCGGGCUGCGUGGCGAGAGCAGAUGCUGAGGGGCCGCAGGAGGAGGAUGGAGUGCACCCUCGAUGCGCAGAGUUUGAUCAGUAUUUCCCUGCGGAAGAUCCACAGCUCCCGCACUCAGCGAGGCGGCAUCAAGCUUCACAAGAACCUGCUCGUCUCCUAUGUGCUCCGCAACGCCCGCCAGCUCUACCUGAGCGAACGCUACGCCGAGCUCUACCGCCGCCAGCAGCACUACCCCGACGGAGCCCCGCUGCUCGCCGUUCCCCCUCCCUGCCCUCCUCCGCCGCCCUCCGCCCCUCCGGAGAUGCCCCCCCUGCCCGGCGACCCCCACGAGCGCGACGUUCGGAGCUGCGCGGCGCUGCGGGGCG